Lacerta agilis (Sand lizard) is the source of this 2271-nucleotide messenger RNA. RefSeq names its product transcobalamin 2 (gene TCN2). The record is from RefSeq and is a predicted model, not a curated record. The coding region runs from base 440 to 1750 and encodes 436 amino acids. The transcript is spliced from 11 exons. Gene Ontology annotation, molecular function: cobalamin binding. NCBI's taxonomy places the organism in Eukaryota, Metazoa, Chordata, Lepidosauria, Squamata, Lacertidae. Gene Ontology annotation, biological process: cobalamin transport.
GCCAGCUCAGGCUAUUAUGAUCUUUGUACCCUUUAUCUGAAGACACGUUCCAACCAAGAGCCUUGCAUUAUUUCAGAUUAUUAUCUGAGAGCUGCAGCCCAGCCACUUAAAUUGAAAGGCAACACUCUGCAAACAGCUGACUUCAGCAGCUGGAGGAGAUGUCACGUGACCUGAAAUAAACAAGAGUGAAAGAAGAUUCCUCGCUGCCUGCAUGUGGUGAGAAAGUGGAGGAAAAGUCUCGUUCUAAAAGCUGAUUUCAGUCCUCGCACAUCUGAAUUCAUAGUUCAAGGGAGGAGGUGAAGACUCCUAGGACAUCAAGUGACCAUAUCAGGCUGUCUUUGCAGCACAGCAGAAGCCAAGUUCUUUGGGUCGAUCCCUGGACUCCUUCCUGAAAUUCUGGCCGGCAUCUGUAUCCGUUGGCUUCCUUCUUGGGACAAGCAUGGACCCCAGAGGUCUACGGUUCUUCGUCCUCUUCCCUAUCCUGUUUGCCUCCGUCCAGCUGUGUGAAAUCCCUGCAGGAAAUUCCGAUCGCAUCAGGUCUUUGAACGCGGAGCUAUUGAAAGUGGCGGAUGAUGCGUCUGAGGAGCCGAACCCCAGUGUUUACCUGGCCCUGCGGCUGUCUAAUGACCACAACUUGCAGAAGGAGAUCCAGUACCUCCAGCGCCUGAAAGAUGCCUUUCAGCCCAAUGCCAGCUCCACUCCGACUCCCGUCCGCUACCAAGAGCAUCCUGGCACAGGUCAGCUGGCCCUGUACCUCCUUGCGCUGCGUGCUGCCUGCCACGACAUGGAGACGCUUGAAGGGAGGCAGCUGGUGACCCAGCUUAAGCUUCACUUGAACAAGGAAAAGGCGCAGAUAGGUCACAAGGACACAGGACACCCCAUCACCAACUACUACCAGUACAGCUUGGGGGUCUUAGCUUUGUGCGUCCACCGCAAGAAGAUUGACGAGCACGUGAUCCAUAAGCUCUUGCACGCAGAGGAGCAGGGACGAUUUGUGCUCCACAACAAACACUCUGUGGACACAGAGGCGAUGGGAGGUCUGGCCUUUGCCUGCUUGGAACGGGCCACCUUCUACAGGCCAGAGCUGGUGGCAGACCUCAGCCAGGCUGUGCAGAGAGUCAAGCAGAAGAUACUGCAGGCCAAGACUGCAGAAGGGGCUUUUGGCAAUGUCGACAGCAGCCCCCUGGCCACACAGUUCCUCAUUGCUACGGGAAUGAACCCGGAGUGUCCCGAAGCUGUUGCAACCCUGAUUCGGAGCCUGGAUCGAGGAGAUUUCCAAAACACUCUCAUCAAGUCCCAGUUGCUGCCUGCCCUGCAUGGCAAGAGUUACCUGGAUGUCGCCGGGAUGGUGUGCCAAGCUGAGAGAGGUGGUUUGGAUCUUGUCACCUCCUCCCCCAGGCUGGAGCUGCCCACCGGGAGCAGGCCGAGCAUCCUCGUCCAUCUGCUUGUGAAGCAGCCACCUCUUCGCGUGCCGUUGUACAGAAACGUCCUCAGAGUUCCUCUCGGCUCCUCUCUGCUGGACGUGCUGAAAGCUGCGGAGGAGCUGAACACCCACAAGCGCUUCACGUUUGAGACCCAGAACACGCUGUCUGGCCCUCUGUUGACCGCAGUGAUGGGGGUGAAGCCUCGGGAAGGGGAACGCAAGUACUGGAAGGUUCUCCGAGCUCCAAACACCGCCCUGGAGCAAGGUAUCGCAGACUACAUCCCACAAAACGAAGAAACCAUCCUCUUCAAAUUUAGCCCUUGGUAGAUACAGCCCACACUCUGGCAAGGACCUGAUUGAUUGGCUCUCUGUUAUCUCUGCCCCAACUGGCUCUCAGGACACAUAAAGACACCAGCACAGAGGGAGCAAUAGAGAAAUCCUGAAACAACAAUGGGACACGGAACAGCAACAACUGAUAGAAAGAAUAUAUUACAAGGACAGGAAGAAACAUUACGGACAGAAUAAUUGCCACACGCAGGAAGAACAAGAAGAGAGUUUGAAUGCUUCACCUGUAGCUGUAUAAAUCAUUUAAUGUGCCAAUACAAAUGGAAGUCUUUAAAAUUGCAGCUGGCGAUAUAAAGGAUUGUUAUUUUGACCAGAAUGUAAUUGGAAUUUUUAAGAUUUUGGAACGCAGAAAUAAAGUAAACCACCAAACCACCUAAAUUGUAUAAUUUGGCAUCUCAGUGAUUGGUAGGAUUAUUAAUUGUAUUAUAAUUUGGCAAUGUUAGAAUGAGGCCAGUAUUGGAUUGUUGUAAUUGAAAACUAAUAAAAAUUUGACACACACCCCA